CACCCGUCAGGUCGCUAGUCACGGACUCGGUGAUGGAGAGGGAUCAGGCGUGUCGGGAGAAGCUUCUCUCCCAUCUUCUUAUGUCCUUUUAAGGGUUAUAGACAAUGGAGAACACGAGUGGGAGGAUGGUGGAGGAAAAAAACAGAUGCGAUGAGGGAAGUUUACGCGCGCGCGCGUGUGUGUGUGUGUGUGUGUGUGUGCAGGGUCUGACGCCUCCUUGAGCAUGUUAUAAUACAGAUCAGCUGAGAUAUAUAAAAGCGACAGCUUUAGUUUCGUGGAUCGGCCUAAAGAGAAAAGUGCGGUCUCUAAAGCACCUGUAUCUGAAGUGUGAGCAUCCGAACACAAAGGUACUCCUCCGGCAUGCUGUCCCCGGGUGCUCCCAUGUCUCGGUCCACGCGCACUCAGCAGCACCAGCAGCGCUCUUUCCGCCUGCGCUGGUUCUCGGUGCUGAUCGCGACGCUGCUCAUCCUGUCCACAAGCACCACCUGUGCGCAAUGCACCACGGUCGAGCAAGACCUGCACAUCGUUCACAACGUCGACAACAGAAGCCCUGAGAUCGACCCGUUCUGGUAUGUGGGUCGCGGCGUGAGACCCAUCGGUCGCUUCGGGAAGCGCGAGAGUGACGCACCGUUACAGCACGCGCUCCUCCUACUGCUGCUCAGCGCGCUCAGAAACACCGAGAGCGCGCGCAGCGACGCUUCCUCCCCAAACACGGACUAUUACCCAGAAGUGCACAAAUCGUAUAUUUGAACCGAUAGAGAAACAUGUUAGUUAUUAUUACUAGAAGGAAGACCAGCAACUAAUUCCACUUGAGUUAAGGUAGCUUAUUGAAGUACUAGUACCACACUGUACUUUAUCAUCAAAAGGUAAAGGAAAAAUGACAUGCAUCACCACUGGUGUACAGUACAUCAAACGAAUGAAUUUACAGGAGGCAUACAUAUACAAUAAGUAUACGUGAAUUUUCUGUCCAAAGACUACAUACCAGUAUAUGAAAAGUACAUUAAAUACAUGUAAGUAUUUUAAAGGUCUUUUAAAAGUGUAAUAAAAGUUCAGUACUACUACAAAAUGUGGAUAAGUACAGAGAGGGACCUGUGCUCAAUGUCUCUCUAUUAUCGAUUAGGAUUUAUACUUUUUCUGGCUCCUAACAACAGAUUUAAUUAUUAUUUAUUUAUUUAUUUUUAAAUAUCUAAUACCAUAAUUUUUUUUCAUUUUAUCUCAGUUGCUGUGUUUUCACUUCCAGUUUUAUUUAUUGCUUGAAUGUAUGUGCAUAUGCAUAAAUGCGAUCUAUAUUCCUAAUUAAAUGAGUAAACACA
This is a messenger RNA of Ictalurus punctatus (channel catfish), 1313 nucleotides long. RefSeq names its product prolactin releasing hormone 2 (gene prlh2). Gene Ontology annotation, molecular function: hormone activity. NCBI's taxonomy places the organism in Eukaryota, Metazoa, Chordata, Actinopteri, Siluriformes, Ictaluridae. The record is from RefSeq and is a predicted model, not a curated record. The transcript has 3 exons. The coding region runs from base 361 to 750 and encodes 129 amino acids.